AUGGCUAAUCAUGAAGAACCAAAAUUCCCAGUAUCUCAUGAAGAUUACAAUCUUCAGCAGAAGAAGAAAACAGGGAAAAGAAAGAUAGAAAUCAUACCCAUACCAAGCAAAAUAAGUAAACAAGUGACGUUUUCGAGGCGUCGAAGUGGGUUAUUGAAGAAUGAUGCUAGUGAAUCAUCUUCUUUAUGUGGUGCUGUUGCUGCUAUCACUUUCUCUAGUGCUGUACUUAAAGAUAUCAGUGAUGACAAGCGUGAAAGUCAAACGGUUGCAGUUAAAAAUAACCAUAAGAAGGGAAAAGUAGAGUGGCCUGAGUUGCUAGGCAAACCAGGGAGCCUAGCCAAGAGCAUCAGUGAACAUGAGAAUCCUCAACUGACGGCUAUGAUUAUGAAUAAAGAUUCUAUUAAUUUCAAUCUUGAUUUUCGCCGUAAUACUUCCUCCGUUUUGUUUUAA
Molecule: messenger RNA, 450 nt
Organism: Beta vulgaris subsp. vulgaris (sugar beet)
Lineage: Eukaryota; Viridiplantae; Streptophyta; Magnoliopsida; Caryophyllales; Amaranthaceae
Product: MADS-box transcription factor 2-like
Exons: 3
Coding region: 1-450 (149 amino acids)
Biological process (GO): response to wounding; regulation of transcription by RNA polymerase II
Molecular function (GO): protein dimerization activity; DNA-binding transcription factor activity, RNA polymerase II-specific; RNA polymerase II cis-regulatory region sequence-specific DNA binding
Source: RefSeq, a predicted model, not a curated record